Messenger RNA from Lepidothrix coronata (blue-crowned manakin), 939 nucleotides. RefSeq names its product glycosylated lysosomal membrane protein (gene GLMP). The transcript is spliced from 3 exons. The record is from RefSeq and is a predicted model, not a curated record. NCBI's taxonomy places the organism in Eukaryota, Metazoa, Chordata, Aves, Passeriformes, Pipridae. Gene Ontology annotation, cellular component: lysosome. The annotation marks the transcript as partial.
AUGCCAGGCACUUCCAGAGGGGGAUGGAGGGAGAAACAGGGAAUUCUAGGUACUUUCAGAGAGGGACACAGGGAAUUCCAGGCACUUCCAGAGGGGGACACAGGGAAUUCCAGGCACUUCCAGAGAGGGAAACAGGGAAUUCCAGGCACUUCCAGAGGGGGGUUGGAGAGAGAAACAGGGAAUUCCAGCCCCAACCGCCUGGAAUUCUCGGCUGGAGCCCCCCCCCGAGCUCUGCCCCCCUCCCUUGCCGAGGUGUCCCUGGAGUUGAAUCCCGGCUGGAAUGACUCCCUGUGCCCCUUCCCCCCCGCCCAGGUGUCCCUGGAGCUGAAUCCCGGCUGGAACGGCUCCCUCUGGAACGGCUCCUGGGUGAACGUGGUGCACGUGCGGGCGCAGGGCCCCCGGGCCACGCUGCACAUGGUGUGGGGCAGCCUGGGCGCUCCCUCCGUGCUCCUCGUGGCCUCGGGGAGCCCCCGGAGCCGCCUGGGCAUCGACUGGGCCCGGCUGCUGUCGCCGGAGCCCGCGGGGGCCCUGCGGAUCCACCCCCCCGGCAGCGUCUCCUACGCCGGGGCCGUCGCCUUCACCAAGGUCCGUGCUCUCCCCUCCCCGGGUCGCUCAGGGGUCCCCCCGGGGUUGCCGUGGGUGCCCGGGGGGUGUGAGCUGCGGUUGCAGCUCUCGGGGGUCCCUCCCCGCUCGAACGGGUCCCGGUUCGUGCUCGCCGUCACCGCCCUGGACGGGGGGGCCCGGCGGGAGCUGCGGCCCCGGAGGGACCUCGACGACGAGUUCGCCCCGGGAGUGUUCGAGACGCAGUCCCUGGUGGCCCAGUCCCAAUCCCAAUCCCAAUCCCAUUCCCCCAGACACAGUCCCUGGUGGCCCGAUCCCAAUCCCAAUCCCAUUUUCCCCCCCAGACACAGUCCCUGGUGGCCCGAUCCCAAUCCCAAU